CACUUGGCACCAUUCUGGUCUACUUUGGACUACGUUAACCCUCACGAUGCAAGACGAGGAAUACCUUAGGGAGCCACGAGUGUCUACGAAGGCAAAAGGUCGGGCACCUAGAAGGGAAAAUGCUCGUGAUCCUUCUUGGCAUGAGCACGCCGCUGCACGCCAAGUUAGAAGGAGCACAAGGAGGAAGGCAACAACCUUAGAUGAUACAGAUGCCCCGAAGGGUGCUCCUAUCCACACAAAGAGAAAAGCAACAACCUUAGAUGAUACAGGUGCCCCGAAGGAUGCUCCCAUCCACAAAAAGAGAAAAGCAACAACCUCAGAUGAUAUAGGUGCCCCCGAAGGAAGCUCCCGUCCACAGAAAGAGAAAAGCAACAACCUCAGAUGAUACAGGUUUGUAUUGAAUAAUUUGAGUUGUUUUGUUAUAUUCAUUGAUAUUCAAUAAGUAUGUUUAAUAUGCCAAUAAGCUAGCUAAAAAAACUACAUCCACAGGUGGCCCGAAAAGGGAACCCAUGCACAAGAUUGAUGGAGUGAAUGUUUUUCCUUACUUUCGCUUCAUUCCAUAAAGUGUCAGAGAUCGAUGUCUUCGUUGGUGGGACCCUGCUCCGGAUGGCGAUUGCGGAUUUCGGGCUCUCUCGCAUGCACUUCAUGGAGAUGAGGACCACCACUUGUGGGUGUGAAAGGCUAUUAUAGUGAAGUCAUGUCGAUCCAACAAUGUAAGGACGCAUAUGAUGGUGUGGGUCUUGAUCUUACACAAUUACAAUGGAACAAGACAGAGGGUACUACAAUGGAUCAUUGGAUGAAUGAGUUGGAUCUUUCCGUAGCUGCAACAUUAUUUAACUGGGUCAUAAUCCUCUACAGUCAAAUCGACGAUACCAAAGAUGGGGUGACGAGUGUUCCAUUUGGACAAACAUUUUUACCUAUGAUAGCCAAGUCGGGGGUAGCUCGCCCUAAAUCCGGCAACCAUUGGGUGCGCCUUGACUUUGAGGAGGAUUCAAUACCAAUGCCUCCAUUCACCUUCUUGUAGACCCAUUUCCGAGACAAAAAUGAGUACUCAAGGGUAGUGAUGGCAAUGGGUCGGGUUGGGGCGGGUUUUGUCAAACCCAAACCAAUACCCAUGGGUUUAUCCGCCAAAAAAAACCCGGGGUGAAACCCGCUGGGUUUGAAAAACUCAAACACAACCCAACCCGCUGGGUACCCGUGGGUUUUUGUGGUAAAAAAUUUACAAUUACAAG
Linum trigynum is the source of this 1232-nucleotide messenger RNA. Lineage: Eukaryota; Viridiplantae; Streptophyta; Magnoliopsida; Malpighiales; Linaceae. The record is from the annotation of a GenBank genome assembly.